This is a messenger RNA of Uloborus diversus, 604 nucleotides long. RefSeq lists its product as uncharacterized. Bases 239 to 604 code for a protein of 121 amino acids. The record is from RefSeq and is a predicted model, not a curated record. The transcript has 4 exons. NCBI's taxonomy places the organism in Eukaryota, Metazoa, Arthropoda, Arachnida, Araneae, Uloboridae.
AUUUAAAGGAAAAUAAUAAAAUUUAAAGGUUAAUAAUAAAAUUUAAAGGUUCGUUUCUAAUUUCCAAGCCUAGAUUUAAAUAUGUUUCAAAACCGUGUCGCCAUCUCUCGGAGCAAUUCCGCGCGAUGUAGAGGUAUCGGCCGCGAAAGAUUUCCUCCGAGUGCCCGGAUGACGCGUGACGUCAUUCCCCGUGCAAGCGCCUGCGCCGUGCGUGUCCCUCCAUUCUGAAACCUUCAAGAUGGCCGACGCAGUGCAAUCUUCUUGUGCGGCUCCCCUUUUCAAGCGGCCACGACUCGAAUUCUCUCCUUGCGACGGCGAGAGCCUCAUAUCGUUCGAAUCCGCAUCGUCCGAGGAGAGGUUUAGCAUCGAUUCCGGACUGCAGGAAGACGCCUACGAGGCAACAUCGUCAGAAGACUGCCCGGCACAACCACCAAAUCCACAUCCGGAGUCUCAGACCCUGGUCUUCGACCAGUGCACAGAGAGCGGUUUUGUGCCCCAGAGUGCUGCUGGCGUAUUGCACCAGGAAGCUCCAGAACAAGAAGAUGAUGAUGAUGGUGAUUCCUCCAUCAUGAGAAUAUGUCGAUCCCCAAAGCAGAAUAUUUGA